CGGCGGAGGGUUUUUACAGCCGCACAUUAAUGGUGAACUUUCACCCGUCGUACUGGUUUAUUGUUUUGAUUUAGUAUGCUAAUUUUUCACAUUAACUGUGGCGAGUUGGUCGACAAAAGAAUAACGGAAAAUAUAUGAACGUACUUUGAGGCUUACCGACAGGCCUACAAUCAGUGUUUAGGAUGAGUGUGGCUGGCAGCUGAGAGCGAGGAUGACAAAGAUGACUAAGCUAAACUAACGUUAGCUGUUGCUAUGAUGACGAGGAGCAACGGUGGCGUGUAGAAGCAACACUUAAGACCUUCUAGCUUUAUUUUAUUAAGCUUGUUAGCCCGUUAGUUCUCAGACAGACUGUUCUGUCCUGUCUGAAAUAAGACAUUGAACGCUUUCCCCCCAAUCCAGAAAUUACGUAUUUGUGAAAGAUCACAGAGCAUUGGACAUUUGCAUCACUUUCCUUCAAUGGGUGAGGAAAAGCCCGACACAUUGGACUUUGUGAAGGAUUUCCAGGAGUAUCUGAGCCAGCAGACCCAACAUGUCAACAUGAUAUCAGGCUCCGUCAGUGGCGUCAAGGAGGCAGACGAGCUGCCAGCUGACUGCAGCCAGAAUGGACUGGAUCAUUCCACAGUGGACAUGUCAUUGGAAGACAGCUCAGGGAUCCUGGUGGAUGGUUUUGAGAGGACAUAUGAUGGAAAGCUUAAGUGCCGCUACUGCAACUAUGCCACCAGAGGCACAGCACGACUCAUCGAGCACAUCCGCAUUCACACAGGAGAGAAACCUCACCGCUGCCACUUGUGCCCAUUUGCGUCAGCCUAUGAGCGCCACCUGGAGGCCCAUAUGCGAUCGCACACAGGCGAGAAGCCUUACAAGUGUGAGCUGUGCUCUUUCCGCUGCAGCGACCGCAGCAACCUGUCACACCACCGCCGGCGCCGACACAAACUGCUGCCCAUGAAAGGCGCUCGCUCACUCUCACAUAAGAAGAUGCUGAGUGUUCUGCAGAAGAAAGCAAGCUCACUGGGUUUUGGCCGCCGGCUCCUCAUUAACUUCACCCCUCCUCCUAUGGCGGUGCACAAGCCAGACAAUGUCAGUGACUACUCCCACGACCUGUCCCACUUACGCCAGGAGCCCUAUGAUAAUCAGAGCCGAGCAAGUGAAGAUGGGAUCACCAAUAACCAGAACCACCACCAUCAUCAUCACGAUAUGGUUAUGGAUAACCCCUUGAACCAGCUGUCCACCUUGGCUGGCCAACUAGCCAGCCUGCCUUCAGAGUCUCAGGCCCAGACUCAACCUCCCAUGUCUCCAGGAGCCGAGUGUUGUGAUGAGAAGCCUUUCCUAAUCCAGCAGCCUCACCCUGCCACCGCUUCUGUGGCCGUUACAGCCAGCAUGACCCAUGCGUCGUCCUCUUCCCCAACCACAGCAGAGCCCCGAGCUCCUCCCCACAGCAACUGCAGUCCUGGAGACGGGCCCUGCAGUGAGCACAGUGGGCACAUGAGUACUCCUAGUAUCUCAAACAGCCAGCCCAGUACGCCGGCCCCAGGCCUGUCCGCUCCACUCCAGGAUUCCCACAUGCUGCAUCACUGCCAGCACUGUGACAUCUACUUCCCCGACAACAUCCUCUACACAAUCCACAUGGGCUGCCACGGCUACGAGAAUCCUUUCCAGUGCAACAUUUGUGGCCACAAGUGCAAGAGCAAGUACGACUUUGCCUGCCACUUUGCCCGAGGGCAACACAAAUAAGGCACAAAUGAGGAAAACUUAG
This is a messenger RNA of Thalassophryne amazonica, 1753 nucleotides long. It is a transcript of the gene ikzf5, whose product is annotated as IKAROS family zinc finger 5. NCBI's taxonomy places the organism in Eukaryota, Metazoa, Chordata, Actinopteri, Batrachoidiformes, Batrachoididae. Gene Ontology annotation, molecular function: RNA polymerase II cis-regulatory region sequence-specific DNA binding; DNA-binding transcription factor activity. Gene Ontology annotation, biological process: regulation of transcription by RNA polymerase II. The record is from RefSeq and is a predicted model, not a curated record.